CAUCUGCAGUGUUAGUUUCAUCUCAUUAUCAUGAAUAAGCACAAGAAAGAUGUGGCAUCAAGCAGUGGAAAACAUAAGAAAACACCAGAACAAAAGAGAAUAGAAAAACUGGAAGAGGACGGAAAAGAAGUUUACAAGAAUCUCGGUACCUAUAGUCCACCUCUUAUGAUACCUCAAGCGCCGAACCUUUCCAAUUACAUUGAUAAAUACGAUAAGGACUCUCAGCUCAGUAAGAGUAACCUCGCCAGUCAACAACGUCAGCAGGAUUAUGAAGCAGAGGUUGAGGUAUAUCGAGGAUUAGAGAGAGUAAAUGGGGAUUUUAUUGUCAUUCAAGGUUUGAAGUACACGCACGGAGAUUAUACGAUGUUCGUCGGAGAGCAUUUGUCUAAAAGGAAGGCUGGUGAAGUAUGCAAGAUGAAGAAUAAGGAGACAGAGGAGGAAUGUGAUUUUGUCGUGAUUGGGGAGAACUAUGCGAUAGUUAUCGAGGUUAAAAAUGUAGGGUGUAAAGAUCGCGCGCAAGGUGUCGAAAAAGCCGAAAUUUAUUUAAACAAGACAUUUAAGGAUUCAGUAGACCAGCGAAGUAGAACGGUCAAACUAAUCACAGGCAUAAGCAAAGAAGCUGCUGUACUCCAAUUUACGGCUUAUCCAUAUUUAAGCCACCAAUUCAAAAACCACUUUCAGGUAACUGAAAGUGAAUUAUCAUCAAUUAUCUUCCAAGAGGACAUUAAAAAUAUUCGCCAAUGGUGGAAAGACAAUGUUAAAUUCAGUUUGCAUUUGCCACGCUCAUUGUCUCCGAUCAAGCCACAACAAUUUCACAUGGAUCGUGUUGAUAAAGCCGCUGAAAUUUUGUCGUCUGUUUAUUGGUUUGUAGAUUGGCAGGAGUUGUGGGAACUAUCCGGACCAGCUGAUUUCCCGAUGCUCUUCACUCUCGUUCUUUUGCAAAUAAAAGAAAUCAUCCAUCAAGAGGGAAUAUCUAGGCUCACAAAAAGCAGCAAUGUUGUGCGUCCUUGGAUUAUCUCGCAAAUUUAUAGACGUGUGGAGCAGAUUUUAGUUGCCUUGUGGUGCACGGAAAAAAAUAAAUGUGACACACGAAAAUGCACUUUAGGGAGAACUAUUAAUGCAAUCGAUAAAGGGCUAAAAGAUGGGGACUUUACGUUUCACAGUAAAAACCGUGAUCCUAAUCCAGCAAUAGCCUCAGAGACUCCAGAUACGAUCAAAAACUCCAUCGGAGUUAAUAAUCUGACAAUCGAACAACUUGCCAUCCUGAAAUCUGAGCAGAAGUUAAUGUGGAUAAACGGGCCUGCGGGUUCAGGGAAAUCUGUUAUCAUGUGUGGAAAAAUAUUAGAACUAGCACUUUCAGAUGAUCAGAACAAAAUCUCAGUAUUCUUCUUCCCUGGUCCGGGUAAUCCUGUUAACAUAUAUGAGAGUGCAUUAGAAAAGGCAGGGGUUGCAGCUGAAACUGUUGUGUUCGAUGGGUGGAAAAACGGUUGCGAGGAGAAACUAUGUGAGCGGGAACUUGAAAUGAUGUCAUUGUACAAAGAAAAUAACCAAGUUGUCAUCAUAAAGCUGCAGCAGUACCUCAAUUUUCAUAAUAGAUUCGAAAAACUCAUUCAGUUGGUAAAAACUCAAAAAGGCAGUAACAUAUUCAUAGAUGAUGCCCAACUCGUAGCAUUCCAUAACUCUACUGAGAAAUCUAAAGAGUUUUCUAAGACCCUGGUAGAAUUUUCUCGAAGUAACUUUGUUUGGGUGGCUUGUGACAUAGCACAAAGUCCAACAGACCCAAUGGUUUUUAAUGGCGGAAAAGACGCUAUUCAGAGUACAUUUGUGGGUCAAGUCUAUGAUGAGUGGCAAGUAGGAACUCUCCAUAAAAACCUGAGAAACACAAGUGAACUGGCGGGAAUGCUUGCUCUUAUAAGAGACAUACAAUGUAGAACGCUAUUAAGACACGAAAUAAGAGUAAAUGAGCUUCUUCCAGAACAGGCGCAUGGACAUUUCAUUCACGGGCCACGAACGAAAAUAUAUGUUUUCGUGUAUCGAAAUCACGAUUUGCUUGGUAAACUGAUAUCACAAGAACUAACUGGAUUAUUGGAAGAGAGCGAUUUGAAAGUGUCUGAUAUAGGAGUAGUGUAUACGAAUUAUCGAAUGUUGGACUUAAUUAAAGUUCCAAGUAAUCAUGACACUGAAGAAAUGGGGUUAUGCUGCAAUAAAGAUAGUCCUUCAGCUGAGUGGUCUGCUGUAAUUGGGAUAUUCGGAGUAGAUAAAGUAGACGGAGAUGUGAAGGAAAUAGAUUCGUUGUCUCAACUUUAUCUCAUGAUAUCUAGGGCGAGGGUAAAGUGUACUAUCUUUAUGUAUCUAUACUAGAGAAGGAUGGAUUCUAUUAUGGUCCCAUCAUGUCUGAAUUGUUGUUUAGCUCCAUGUUUAGCUCCCUGGCUAAAGUAACAAGAUGUGGACCAUCUGGUUCGCUUGUUAAAAGUCGUAUUGACCUCCCAUUUUUUCAUUAGUCGUACACAUAUUAUCGACGGUUAAAAAAGAAUUGAGUCAUAAGAUUACAACUUGUAAUGUUUUGUUCUUUUGAUGAAGUAGAUUCAUAGAUUGCUUGAACACGUGUUUAAUAAUAAUUUCAUAAUUAUUGUUAUAAUACUAUUUUACCUAUCUCAAGAAAGAUACAGGAGUCUAUUUCAUAUGGCUCGAGAAAUAUAAUCAACUUGAUGUUUGUCUUACCUAGUUCCAGCAAGAUAUUGAAGUCUAUCUUGGGAUAGGCUUGUGUAAUUGUCUUUACAAUCUGUUUCAGAGUCACUUCAGAGUUGGAAAGGUUGAGUUGAGAGUGUGCAGCUAUAAGGUACACUAGCUGCUUCUCAAUCAUGUAGAAGUUUAUAUUCCACCUGUUGGUUACUGAUAUCAGUUUAAGGAUUUAUAUAAAUGUUAUCAUUUUUCAGUGAAACUUGAUUCAAUAAUUUAACUUUAAAUAUAAUAUAACAGUGUUUACUUUCAAUUUGAGGCACUUUUAAGGAAAUAAUGUAAUUUAGAAGCCAAAUUAAAAUGAUCUAACUUCUUUUUCAAGAGCUCCCAGUCCUGUUCCAGAGUUAUGUAGAAAAUGUUUAAGAGAUAAUCUUGCAGCUUUAUAUUCGUUAUCUGGGAAUGUUAAAUAUGAAAUGUGAACCACAAAUAUAUCAGUGGGGGUUUAGAAUACCGAUAUUAUAUUUAUUGUACAGUUUAUACCCAAAAAUUGAGUACUGAAAUUGGACGAGGCCCAUUCUAUAAAAUCUAUUGUGAAUUCU
Messenger RNA from Bolinopsis microptera, 3278 nucleotides. RefSeq lists its product as uncharacterized. The transcript is spliced from 2 exons. The record is from RefSeq and is a predicted model, not a curated record. Bases 31 to 2361 code for a protein of 776 amino acids. NCBI's taxonomy places the organism in Eukaryota, Metazoa, Ctenophora, Tentaculata, Lobata, Bolinopsidae.